Molecule: messenger RNA, 3974 nt
Organism: Orussus abietinus
Lineage: Eukaryota; Metazoa; Arthropoda; Insecta; Hymenoptera; Orussidae
Gene: SoxN
Product: transcription factor Sox-2
Exons: 2
Coding region: 424-1866 (480 amino acids)
Biological process (GO): anatomical structure morphogenesis; cell differentiation; regulation of DNA-templated transcription
Molecular function (GO): RNA polymerase II cis-regulatory region sequence-specific DNA binding; DNA-binding transcription factor activity, RNA polymerase II-specific
Source: RefSeq, a predicted model, not a curated record
UCCGUAGAGAGUGGAGGUCGCUUCUUCGGCGCUCGCCAACGGGAGAAACGUGCGCGCGAGUCAGCCCCGCCAAGAGAGUCGCGUCGCGCUGCCCACCGUAAAGUAUAUCUCGCGGGAGCGUCGAGUCAAGGGACGACGUCGAGUGUGCGGUCGGAGGACGUCGCGGGGCGCGCGGGAGCAGAGGACACGGAUCGUAUCGGUGCCGGGGAGUGAUAUGACGAGUCGGCGACGGAUCGUCGUCGAGUGAUCGUCGGGCGCGUCGCGCACAUGUGCCGGGCCUAGCGGAGCGCCUCGCGUCCGCGGCGACGUAGGUGCGGAAUCCCCGCGCGUUUCGGGGACCUCGGAGGGCGCGCGCCCCGUCCGUUGACGUCUCGCCCAGUACCAGAAACGGACGUCAAGCUGUACGGGCACAGGGAGGAAGACAUGCUUACGAUGGAGACGGACCUGAAGGGCUGCAGCCUGCACGGGCAGAUGCCUCCGCAUCCCCAUCAGGGGGUCUCGCCGAUAGGCCACCACGCCGGAGUGUCGCCGUACGGGGCCCUGGGCUCGAUCGUGCACAGCCCGGCCCUGUCGGGCAGUCCGCCGAGCGGCGGCGGUCUGGGAGGCCUGGGAGGCGGCCUGCAGCACCACCACCAGACGCCGCAGCACCACUACGCCUCAAUGCAGGCGGCUCAGCAGCAGCACCAGCAGCACCAACAGCAGCAGCAACAGCAACAGCAGCAGCAACAGCAGCAGCAGCAGCAACAACAACAACAGCAGCAGCAGCAGCAGCAGCAGUCCAUGCACUCGCUGGCCGCCCAGCAAACCGCUCAGCACCACCCGCACCAGCAGGGCCAGCAGCCCCAGCACCACCAGGCGCCCAACAACAACAACAACACCAGCAAGAACAACAACAUCGACCGGGUCAAGAGGCCCAUGAACGCCUUCAUGGUCUGGUCCCGCGGCCAGCGGAGGAAGAUGGCCCAGGAGAACCCGAAGAUGCACAACUCCGAGAUCUCGAAGCGACUGGGCGCCGAGUGGAAGCUCCUCAGCGAGACCGAGAAGCGGCCCUUCAUCGACGAGGCCAAGCGGCUCCGGGCCGUCCACAUGAAGGAGCACCCCGAUUACAAGUACCGCCCACGCCGGAAGACCAAGACCCUGCUCAAGAAGGACAAGUUCCCCCUGGGAGGCGCCGUGGCCGGCGUCGGCGGCAUGCUGGGCGUCGACCAGAGGCAGGUCGGCGGCGCCGGGCCCCAGCAGGCCCAGCUCCCCCGCGACGUGUACCAGAUGCCGAACGGCUACAUGCCCAACGGGUACAUGAUGCACGACCCCACCGCGGCCUAUCAGCAGCACGCCUACGGGGGCCACAUGGGCGCCGCGGCGGCCGCCGCCGCCGCCGCCGGGUACCCCCGGUACGACAUGGGACACCACAUGGGCGGCGGCAGUCCCAGCCCCAUCAACAGCUACAUGAACGGGUACGGCGGGUACGGGGCCGCUGCGGCCGCGGCCGCCGCCACCGUCCCGGCCGGCUCGCCCUCGCCCUAUCACCAGGCCCAGCCCGGCUCCCAGAUGUCCAGCCACAGUCCCAGCGGAAGCAGCAUCAAGUCCGAGCCCACGAGCCCCGCGAGCGGCGGCGGCGGCAUCCACACCCCAACCCCCACCGGCUCCUCCGCCACCUCCGGGGUCGUGAAACGGGAGUACAUGUCCCAGCAGCAGGGACAGCAGCCCCAGAGUGACCUGCGCCACAUGAUCUCCAUGUACCUGCCCCAGGGCAGCGAGCAGGGCGUCGUCCAGCACGGGGCCGGCGUCUACUCGCCGGGACCCUCGCCGGAUCCUCUGGCCCAGCACCACUCGGCCGUGCCUCCUCUCACGCACAUGAUAGCUUAGAGACGAUGCUGGACGGAGGUUGGAGGACCACGGGAGAUUUUCCAAUUUCUCCGAUGGACGGGGGCGAGAGGGGAGGGAGCGAGAGUCAAAAUGGCGCGGAUUUGAGAUUUUGGGAGCUUGCCCGAGGGUACCGGGAUUUCGGAGAGUCCUUUGGGAAAUGGGUCUGGUGACGAGACUUUUUCACGAUUCUCGACCGACGGCCCCCGCGACCCGACGAGCUCCAGAGAUUUCGACGACCACCCGAGCAUGUUGCCCGUGCAUCCCCGUGUGCGGUUACGCGCAUAACCCGGCCACGUUUACGCGGGUUCCCUUGGACAUUUGUACGCGUUAUGUUGUAUUUACGAGAUACUCGCCACGACGUUCUCCUCGAGUAACCGCUGUGAUAACCAUGAAGGAUACCCCGUGAACCGAGACCUCGCCUAUGGGGAGGAACGCUUCGUCGACGAUUUCGAGACCGGCGACGCGAGUCUGGGAAUUUCGACCGAAAUCCCUCUAGGGAGGUCCCAGAUUCCUCGGGGUGCUUCCGUUACGUUUUUUUAAGCACCCUGGGUCCUCGCAAUCGGUACGCAAUUUCGCCAUCUGGACCGCAAACGGCGGGUAUAGAGGAAAUGGUCUCUUCACGCGUUAAGACCCAAGAUGGCGCCGGUCUCGGAAGUGUCGGCGACGCUUCGGUUACGUCUCGACGUUGGGACGAACUCGUCUCGUCUUUAUUAGACGUUGCGAGGUGCUCGGUGACUUUUUUUUUUUUCUCACGGUCCAUUAGGAGGACAGGGUUCGUCUCUAAGAUGGAGUGAACGCGGAGAUUCGCUGUCUUAUUUGUAUAAAUUUUAUUUCGCCCGUUUCGAAUCGCUCGAAAGCGGAUCGCCGGCGUCGCGGCGCCCUGGCCGGACUUUUGUAUCGUACUCGUUCGCCGUUAUUAUUUCUUUGUUGUGUCAUGAAGAGCGACCUUAACGGAGAAUGAAGCCAAGCACGUUUUCCAAGAUCAACUGGCGAGGCAGUUCCUCUUUGCGAUGAUACACGUAUAUUUGUAUAUAUUGAAGACAAAAUUUUUUAUUUGCAUCCCGGGUCGUCCUCUCGUUCGCUGCGUUCAUUCCAUCGCGGCUAGAAUUAGUUUCGGCGGAUUCUCUCGCAGGGGAGCGACGAAACGGACGCUCGGAUAAUUGUGACAAGUCUCGAAAUGGACCUUGACACUUUGUAAAUAAUUCCCGGCCCUUCCAGGGUCGCCGAUCGCCAUCGACGCGCGCGAAUAUGUAGGAAGGUGUACAUAGAGAAGAGAGAGAGAAAAAUAAGAAAAUCACGGGACGUGAAAAUCGGCCCGAAAGGCCCGAGGUCGGUCUGUUCUCCGAGUGCUCGCGGAUUCUUACAUGGUCAUAUCUAAUGUACGGUCAUUUACGUGGGCUCGUCAUCGGAUCAUGGUCACCAUUUUCGUAGCCGUCCCCGGGACCGUCGUCCGUUUACCUCCCGACGCAAUGACGUUCCGUCACUUGCCCUUUCCGAUAAAUUUUCCUUUUUUUCUCUCCCUAUCGCCAAAAUGAUAUAUCGGUGCCGUCUCGACGGUUCGCGAGUUCCUUCAAAACGCGGAAUUUUUUUCUUUUUAUCAUUGCCCGCUUUAUCGGUAAUUUCCCGUAGCACGGAAUUUUGAUAAAUUUCUUGGGACGUGUGUUUCGAUGAUUGCCCAUUUUUUUUUUUUUUUUCUCGACGACUAUUUGACGACGCGCUGACUAGAUCCGUCGAACGACGGACGCUUGCCGAGGGAGGCGUCUACGUUGCAUGCCUAGGAGUACAUAAUAUUAAUUACGGCGUCUACGUACGACGGUACAUACGGAUAAGCGCGCUGGAGAGAGGGAGAAAAACAGAGCUAACGCACCUGUGCAGUUUUUAAUUGCAAGUGCAGCAGAGAGAGAGACCCCUCUGACCUCGAUUGCUCCAAUUCCUCUUUCGUUUAAGUACCAUUAGACUCGCGCGAGAACGGUCCGCGGAACCGGAGACAAUUAAGGCUACUUGUACAAAUUUAGUUGUCGGUAUACAUAGAUACAUACAUACAUAUAUAUAUAUAUUUGGAGAUGGAUCGCGACCGCUUCAAGGAGGACUUUGUACAUAACCUGUCU